This is a messenger RNA of Larimichthys crocea (large yellow croaker), 2399 nucleotides long. It is a transcript of the gene zp3d.2, whose product is annotated as zona pellucida glycoprotein 3d tandem duplicate 2. The record is from RefSeq and is a predicted model, not a curated record. Gene Ontology annotation, molecular function: acrosin binding. Lineage: Eukaryota; Metazoa; Chordata; Actinopteri; Sciaenidae. Gene Ontology annotation, biological process: positive regulation of acrosome reaction; egg coat formation; binding of sperm to zona pellucida. Gene Ontology annotation, cellular component: extracellular matrix. The transcript is spliced from 8 exons. Bases 29 to 1609 code for a protein of 526 amino acids.
ACACCAUCAGCUCUUUAGUUAAGAUUAAAUGAUUAAAAGCUUAAAUAUAAACUACAAAAUAAAAUACAAAUUAAACUCUGGCAUGGUUUGCCUUUCUCUGUUUCUCAUGUUGUCGCUGUUGUCCACCUCUGACGGAGGAACUUUAAAUCAAACAACCCGAGCGAUGAGAGAAGUUUCCCGGAGAGAGACGCCGACUCUGCCGCCGCCGUACCUGCAGCUCCCCGUCUUUGUGGACUCAAGGCUGCCUUUGGUGGAGAAGACACAUUUCUCUCCAGCCAGAGGCACCGGGCUGGAGCCUUUACCCGAACCCGUCCGAGAUGUCCUGCUCCGGCCAAACGGGAAUCCAACAGCCGAAACGCCUUCGGGUGUUUCCGUGAAGACUUCGUGUAAGCUGCAGAAGAUGCGGGUGCAGGUGGAGAGGAGCAUUUUGGGCACCGGUGAAGCAGUCCCUCAGGUCAAACUGGGGUCAUGUCAAGCCAGUAAAACUACAACAGAACACCUUUACUUUGAAUAUGACCUGGGCAUGUGUGGAACCAAACGCGCGAUAAGUAAUAACCAGGUGGCCUAUUCAAACACACUACGAUACGACCCGUCACCCAUCAAAGGACCAAUAAGGCGAGCAGCGCCCUUCGCUCUACCUGUUGCUUGUUAUUAUAACAGGUACCAAUACUCCUACAAGAUUGGCUACACACCAAUGUUGCAGAUGCGCAAGAUCUUCAAACCAAUGAAGAACAGAGUGAAAUUCAUUUUGACUCCACGAAAUGCUCAGUGGGAAAGGCUUUUUCCAACGGAUCAGUACAUUCUAGGGAAACCCAUGUACUUUGAGGCCGAGGCUCCGUCCAUGUCCCCAGAUGAAAGACUGUACGUCAACUUGUGUUACGCGACUCCCGAGAAUUCCCACACCUCCACACCUCAGUUUCCAGUCGUGAAAAACUUUGGGUGUAUGGUUGAAAGCAAGGACAGUCGCUCCAGAUUCAUCCCAUACAAAAACAAUGCUGUGAGAUUCUCUGUGGAUGCCUUCUUGUUCAAAGGAAUGACAGGCCAGCAGCUCUACAUGCACUGCAGCAUGUCUGUGGGCAGUUCAACCCCGACACCUACAGCUAAAUCCUGCAACUACGACACAAAAGCAAAAAGAUGGGUUGAACUGUAUGGAUCAGACUCGGUGUGCACCUGCUGCGACUCCAACUGCAGAUCUGCUGCAUCCGCAGUGACCAAAAUAAUCAGCAGCAGUCCGUGGACAGUAGAGCCUAAAGUGAAACCCACUGCAGCCCCAAAGAGGAAGACCUCCACUACCACAACCACCACAACAACAACAACAGCAACUAAAACAACAGUGCGACGAACAGAGACUACCAGAGAGGUGCCUGAACGGAGGACGACUUUACAUUUUAAAAAGGUAGCAGUGACUCCGAUGGGUAAGGUCGAGAACAAGGUGAAGGAGUUGAAGUGGCCGUACGGAGGUGGAGGUGUGACGUGGAUUGAGGUGGAAGGUGAGCAGCAGCAGCAGCGGGUGAAGGGUUCUGCUGUUGUGGAGAAGGAAAAGGUGAAGGAGGAGGUGGUCACGCAACCUCGCACGAUAUUUGAAGAAAUCUUUAUAUUUGACAAAUAAAGCUGACGGUUACUGUGAGAGGCUCUGUCUGGGUGGCUCAUUAUAACUCCUGAUGAGCUCAAAGGAUAAAUAUAGAGGUCUGUGUGAAUAUUUCUGGCUGUAUUUUUAGAUGUUUGAAAAAGUUAUUGUUGGUACUAACUGAAACCGUCCAUAUCAGUCUUUUCUUUAACCCUGUAGCAAACCUCCGCAAUUGCAAAAGCACAGAACACCAGAGGGUUAAAGAAAUAAUUCAAUAUUUUGAGAAAUAAGCUUAUUCUAUUCUAUACUUUCUUGCUGAGAGUUUAUGAGAAGAUUGAUGAUUGUCCUUUUUAGGGUCGCGAGGGGCUUGAGCCAAUCCCAGCUGGUAUUGGGUGGUGUACACCCACAACAGGACAUAUUAGGGUACAGCUUAACAUAAAUGAAUAUCUUUUAUGGAUUAUACAAACAAGAUAUGUUUUCAUUUGUGAGCUUUAAAGGCGCUCAAAGAUGGCCUUGGAUGUAGCUUAAUAAUAAUAAUACUCAAUUGACACACAUAAGAGUGGUCUUAUCAAAUUCUUGGCAAACAAAGUGUCAAACUACUCCUUUUGAAUUUGAAAAGAAAGCACCAAAAACUUAAAGAAAUCUCUGCAGAAUCUUUAAAUGAUAAAACUUCCAGCAGUCCAUUUUUAGAUAUAAGCAUCAUUUAUUAGCUUUACAUUGUGAGUAAAUGUUAUAUUGCUACAUGACAGUCAUUCUGUACAAUUUCUGUUUUACAAAUGUCAGGUCAUUGAAUGUAAUAACUGCAGUUCUGACCCAUGAAGUGAAAAAAAAA